UCUCUCUCACAUAUCCGAUCGCCCUUCCCUUCACACCUUCAACUCCUUCCUGUCUUCCCCUCAAAACCAAAGCCAUACCAAACCCCUUCCUUUCUCGCCAUGGGCUAUAUCACCCACAGCGAAACUCUACUGUCCCCGAAUUCGUCCGACUCAUGACCUAAAUCUCUCUCUCUCUCAUAUCCGAUCUCCCUUCCUGUCAAUGCCUUCAACUCAUCUCCUCCCUCAAAACCAAAGCCAUAUCGAAACACCACAUUUUCUUGCUAUGGGCGAUUUCACCCACAGCAGAACUCUACUGUCCCCGAAUUCCUCAGACGCAUGACCUAAAUCUCUCUCUUUCUCUCUAUCCCUUUCUCUCCCUCUCCCUAUCCCCCCUUCUCUCCAUUUCCGGCUGCUUCGAUGGCGCCCGGUCGCAGGAAAGGCGCAGGCAGGGGUUCUUCGGCCGCUGCCGCUAGGAAGCAAUACAAAGUCGGAGAUCUUGUUCUUGCCAAGGUCAAGGGAUUCCCAGCAUGGCCCGCCACGGUGAGUGAACCAGAGAAGUGGGGCUACUCGAACGAUUGGAAGAAAGUGCUUGUUUAUUUCUUUGGAACCAAACAAAUUGGCUUCUGCAACCCUGCUGAUGUUGAAGCUUUUACUGAAGAGAAAAAGAAAACUCUUCUUCUUAAACGUCAGGGUAAGGGAGCUGAUUUUGUUCGUGCAGUAGAUGAGAUUAUUGAUAGCUAUGAAAAGUCAAAGAAACAGAACCAAGAUGAGUCAAAUUCGGGCGAUGAAGGCACAGUGUCGAAUGCUGGGAGUUUGGAUGGUUCUAAAGGCAAGUCUUGGGUGAAGAGUCCAACACAAAGCCCUGCGCCAAUGCAUGAACCUCAGUCAGAAACGCCUCAUUCUUCUAUAGUCAGAAGCGACUCGUGCAAUCCUAUCGAAAUUCCUGUGCCUUCGAAGGAAAUCACUGAUCCACAUUGUAUGCAGACAGAAUCUGAGGAGCCAGCUAAAAAUACUUCCAGUCAGGAUCUUAGAGAAGCACCUUCAUCUAUUCCUAAAUUGUUGAGAAAGAGGUCAAGAGAGACACCCCUUCAGAGCUGUGUGAUACAGAGAAGGCCAGUGGCAGUUCGCAGGUCUAGAAGUUCAUCAAGGGUUGAACACUCUAAAUUUCCGAAGCCUGUCAUGCCGGUAAUGGAUGGCAUAAGCCACGAACCUAUAGGAAGGAAUAAGCUUAUUAGGAAAUCACCUGACCACUCCACUUGCCAUGAUAUAGAUUCACUUGCUUGUUCUGCGGCUACUGUUUCUAACUGGAGUGAUGAAGACAUUGGAUCUGAAGCAUUAGCAAUGGAAUCUGAGGCUGUUAGUUUAAACAAGGGAAGCACAAUAGAGUCUGGUGGCAAAAUUGAACACUCUGGGGUUGUCUCUGAGGAUUUCGAGAAUGGCGUUGAGUUGAGUGGAAGGCUUGAACUCCAGACUACGGCUGGUGUGCUCAAGAAGAAACGGAAACCAAACAGAAAGCGAGUUACUCAUGAUACAGAAACAUGUCUGAAAUUGGAGAAGGAGACAAGUUUAGAGGUAGUUGGGUCAAUUAAAAACCUUCCAACUUCUCCCAAUGAUUGGGAAAGGUCAAGUGAGAGAUUUCACAAGGCAGAUGGUGAUGAGCAUUUGCCUCUAGUAAAACGAGCCAGGGCUCGUAUGGGUAAACUAUGCGCAGAGACUAAGCAGGUUGAUGAUUCUGUAUAUACUAAAGAGACAUCUGUACAGGAGGCUCUAAUGAAUCAUUCAGGGAAAUGUACCAUGGCCUUUAGUCAUGAUGAUAACUGUCCUGCUGAUAGCACCUCGUUGGGGGUUAAGGAAGCUGUAAAUAACUCAUCACCUUCAAAAUCGUUUACUCAUUUUGCAGAAAAUGAUCCAGAGCUUUGGAAAACCAAGAAAUAUCAUUUGAGAGGUGGUUCAGUGGAUGGUGAAGCUGCUUUGCCUCCCUCUAAACGCCUUCAUCGUGCUCUAGAAGCAAUGUCUGCCAACGUGGCUGAAGCUACAUAUGCUGAAGACCCAAGACCCACAGAAAUCCUAUCAAAUGGGUGCAGGACUCCCAAUGAGUCAACUUUUCUCUGUGCUGCUGCUGAUAACAGAGUGGGUAGUACUAUAGAAAAAUGGGAUGCACACUCUUCUGGUAACGAUACAUCUCAUGAUAGUACAUCUGGAUUGGCUUUGAUAUCAGCCCCCCCAAAUCCUGAGGAAAUCACAAAGAUUUCUUCAGAUGCAAAACCCGGUGACAUGCUUUGUGGAAAUUAUAGCUUCCCAAAACAUGAGGACUGCAAAGAAGUGCUUAUAGAGGCUGGAAAUUAUGCGGAUGCCAUACACUUUGAUGGUUCAUCCAUUAAAACUGCCAAAAAUAAGAUCCAUGUCGAAAAUCCACAACCUUGUUCAUCUCAGUGUGAUGAACAGGGUAAUAUUAAACCUAGUCAAAGUGCAUCCAAGCAGUCUUCACAUGUCACAGAAGAUGGCAACAAGAAGUUUUUGGUACCAAGCAAGGAGCCUACUGAUGAUGCCUUCAAGGGGGAGGGUGACUAUUAUCAAGCAGACAAAUCAGAUGGAGAACAUGAAAUUUUGGAACCUAUUUCACAGAGGCUGGAUUCAGUUUCCAAGGCUGAAGAUGUUGGCAGUUUGUUGCCUCUAAAUGGUACUGGUAUGCCUCUGUCAGAUGCAGAUGGAGGCUGUCCAACUACCAAGACUUUGAGGUCUCAGUCAGACGAGAACAGCAAAGUUAGGGAGAUGUGUGAGGUUGAAAAAGAAGUAAAAGGUAAACGAAUGCCAAAGGACAGAGAUGCUUACUUAGACUUGACAUCCAUGAAGGCUUUGAUUGCAGCUGCUCAGGCAAAGAGACAUUUUUCUCGUUCUACUUCCAUCUCCGACAAUGCCUCAGAUGAUAAGGUUUCUUUUGAUGCUGUAUCAAGCUCACCUCCAGUCCAUGUGAUCAAUUCUUCCGAGCGAGCGUCUCCUACCAAUGCCUUGAUGCACCAUGUUCCUGCUUUGGAUGAUGGGAAUGGUAUCCCAGUUAAUGGUAGAAGUCCUGGUGCUAGUGCACACCGGAAGAAUUCUAUGCAUGUACUUGAUAUGGAUGAAGAAAGAAGAUUUGACUCAAUGUCAAUUCAUAGACUGAAACCCAUAGGCAAAUGGACGGGUCAGGCUGAAGCAAAUGUUGUGUGGAAAUCUUUCGAGGCUGUGCUUGGGACAUUAUCAAGGACAAAAGAGAGUAUAGGUCGGGCAACACGCCUUGCAAUUGACUGUGCCAAAUAUGGGAUUGCUGGUGAGGUGGUUGAACUUCUUCUUCAUAAUUUGGAAAGCGAGUCAAGCUUACACCGAAGGGUGGAUCUGUUCUUCCUUGUUGAUUCUAUUAUUCAGUGCUCUCGGGGCCAGAGAGGUGGCAUUGGAGAUAUGUUCCUUUCAGCUGUCCAACCGGUGCUUCCUCGUUUGUUGUCUGCUGCUGCUCCUCCCGGAAAUGCUGCCAGAGAAAAUCGCAGGCAAUGCCUUAAGGUCCUGAAGCUUUGGCUAGAAAGAAAAACCUUUCCAGAAUCCAUUGUUCGGCACCACAUGCGAGAACUGGAUUCUAAUGAUGGAUCAUUCACUAGUUCCUUUUCUCGCCGACCGUCAAGAACAGAGAGGUCUCUGAACGAUCCUAUAAGGGAAAUGGAGGGAAUGCUCGUUGAUGAGUAUGGAAGCAACACGAGUUUUCAGCUUCCGGGUUUUGUCAUGCCUCGUAUGAUUGAUGAUGAUGAGGAAGAAGAUGCUACUGAUGAAAAGAGUUUUGAGGCUGUCACCCCUGAACAGAAUUCUGGAAACGGCGAUGAGCAGGCAACUUCUGCAUUUGCUACUGAAAAGCAUCCACAUAUUUUGGAAGAUGUUGAUGGUGAGCUCGAAAUGGAGGAUGUGUCCCCUUCCUGUGAAGCUGAAAUGAACUCUGGACAUAAUGUUAUGGGAACCGAUACUGUGCUAUCUUCCCACUGUCAGUUCGACCAACGGCCUUUGCCGUUUGCCCCUCCACUCCCUGAAGAGAUGCCGCCAUCUCCUCCCCCUCUCCCGUCUUCCCCUCCACCAGGGGCUCCCCCUCCCCCUCCCCCUCCCCCUCCCUCAGCACUAACUCAUCCCUCUGCUGAUACUAUGGACUCUCAGCACUACCAGAGUGCAAAUAGUAUGCAAAGCCAUGUGCCACAAUCUGUUAGUCAGCAGCCAAACGUGCCAAAUACGAACUCGACAUCCUUGGAUACAGGGCCUUAUUAUGCUCCUGGAUACAGAGAUGUUUCAACACAGAUGACAACACCCGUUUCUUCUUAUAGUUCCAGUUCUUACAGUGGUUUUAGCUCCCAUCCCUCUAUGCCUACUGGGAAUGAUAUGCAGCAGUUAGGUGGGGCAACACUGCCUAAUAAGGCACAUCAUCUUCAUCCGCCCCCUCCCACCGUCUCAAACCAGUUCUCGUAUGUACGGGCAGACACACACCAAAGGGCAGAGUCUUGGAUGGGUUGUUCUUCCUCUCAUUCUGCUAAAAAUUCGCAAUUUGGACACGAAGCGCUCAGUGAACAUUCAUACAGUCAUCGAGGGAGGAUGGGUCCUUCCCAACAUGAGAUUGAUGAAAGACGUAGAUUUUCUGCACCUGUUCAUUCAGCCGGUCCUGGGCAUCCUAAUAAGGCUGAAGCGUCAUAUGCUCCAGUUCCCUAUCGCCGUCCGCCGUCAGAACAUGCACCAAUCUCAAAUAGUGGGUGGUCUAUUCCUUCCAGGGGAUUGAAUUAUCGGCACCCUGUAACUACAUUGCGACCCCCACAGGAUAAUCAAAUUUCUGGAGCAAAUGGAGCUUCGAACUUCUGGAGGCCAAGAUAACCAUCACCAUGGAGCUAGCUGUGCUGUUGUUGGGUUGUUGGUCUUUUUCAUUCUGGACCGUGCAGAGUGUUCCUUCUCAGGUGCUUGUGAUAUUCUUUCUGUGAAAUUAAUUCCAUCCAUUCAAGAGAGAUUUUUGGAAGAGGACUAACACCGAAAGAUUGCAUAUUGAAUCCCUGAAGGAUGGCACAUGCGGCCUUGGAAGACGCACAUGUUGUCCGCCUCAUUGUAUAUAUGUACUCUAUUAUCUGCAAAUGCAGACAGCGGAAAGAAAGUCAUUGAUGGGGGAGAGCUGUAUUCUAGCUUUAUGCGGUCCAUGUAUUAAUCAUCAUGUUAUUAUUAGUUUUACAGAGACUGCGGAGAAGGAAACGCCUGCGGACUUACUGUCCAUCUGUAAGCCCAAGUUUUGCAAUGUAAUUUAUUUU
Molecule: messenger RNA, 5273 nt
Organism: Magnolia sinica
Lineage: Eukaryota; Viridiplantae; Streptophyta; Magnoliopsida; Magnoliales; Magnoliaceae
Product: protein HUA2-LIKE 2-like
Exons: 12
Coding region: 397-4851 (1484 amino acids)
Biological process (GO): regulation of transcription by RNA polymerase II
Cellular component (GO): nucleus
Molecular function (GO): transcription coregulator activity; double-stranded DNA binding
Source: RefSeq, a predicted model, not a curated record